AUGAGUACCUGUAGAGAGCCUUCUUCGUUGCACCAGGGAUGCGCUGGCGUUGGUGCCGUCGGCCCGGUGCGGCCACAGCCCCUCGCGCCUCCCGACGCUCCGAGCCACGGCCCUCCAGGGGGGCUCGGGCAAGACCGGCAAGAUCCGCGGUGCACUGGGGCCGGGGCCGUCGGGGGCGGCGCCACGAGGGGCGGCCCCCCGCCGGACGGGUACGCGGAGGACGUCGCGGACCUCCGUUCCACGACCGCAGACUUAGCCGAGCAGCUGCGGGCCUUCAAUGACCUGUACGUCGGCAAGCUGGACUCGCGGAUCAUGACGGCGGCCACGUCGCUCAGCGGCCUGCACUCCAACGUGGAGCGCAUCCUGGAGCGCGCGCACGUGUGGGACACGCUGCAGCUGCACGUGGCGGCCUGGUCGGAGCAGAUGCACACGCUGUCCUCCAAGAUGGACCUCCUGAGCAGGGCGCAGGACAACCUGUCGGCGCUGGAGUCCCGCCUGGCCUCGCUGCCCGCGCUGGACUACCGACUGGAGGCGGUGGCGGCGCGCCUGGAGGACGCGGAGAAGCGCCUGGAGCUGCUGUCCAGGAACGUGGACGAGCUGCGGCUGGAUGUUCGGCGCCUCGACCCCGCUGUGGCGGCCGGCCAGUCGCCGGUGGUGCAGCAGUUCGCCACCAGGGGGGCACUAGCGUCGCUGCGGACGGUGGAGAGGAAGCUUGACCGGCUCCUCCAGCAGGCGGGCAAGCAGCACGCCGAGCGGCACGCCGAGCGGCAGGAGGCCCAGGUGUGGAGCCAAGGCGGCCAUGGCGGCCAUGGCGGCAACGCGGGGGCGGCCGAGGGGCGGCAGGGGCCGCAGUUGGCGCUCGAGGGCGGUGGCCGGCUCGUGGUGCGGUGCCACGCCGCUCCCGACGAGCUGGACAUCCUCAAGGACAUCUCCGCCAAGGUGGACGUGCUGUUCGACCAGAGUCCCCUCGGUCGGUCCGAGGACGACGAGGACGACGACGACGCCCUGGUCGAGGGCGACGCGGACGCCGUGGAGGACGUGCACCAGAGGCAGGGAAGGCAACCUUGCCCAUCGAGGAAGCGCGGCCGAGGUCGGCGGGGGCGGAGGCCGGCCAGUAGGGCCGGUAACUACACUGCCAAGGCCGAGCCAACAGCGGGGGGUGGGGGCAACAGCACCGCGACGGCAGCACCGCCGGAACCCUCGACGACGCAGCAGCCCUGGACGACGCUCCUCGCCGAGGCCGAGCUCAGCAGGUUCACGACGCCAGCACCAUGGCCUCGACUGGCCACGGCCGCCUCACUAGACAGCUGCUGUGCUCAACUUAUAUCCACAGACGAUCUUUCUUUACUUCUGGACCGGAUUGAUCAGCACAGCAGCUGUCCAGUACUUUCCGCACUGUUCCUAUUACCUAACCCUCUGUUUCUUCCACUGUUUCCAGUGCCCGUCAACACCACGGGCACCGCGGCGGUGGACGUCGGCCUGGUCUGCGGCGCGAGGGUGGCGGAGGCGCUGUCUGCCCUCACCCACGUCAUCCACGCCGUGUCGGCCCUGCCGCGCCCCAGUGCGCCUCCCCACGCCAACGUGACCGCCGCCGUGGACGCCGCCGCGCUCCAGGACUGCGCUGACGUCAAGGGUGGCAGCGGGGAGUACGUCCUGGCGGGCCGCCGCGUCUACUGCGACAUGGACACGGACGGUGGCGGCUGGACGGUGGUGCAUCGCCGCGGCGACUGGGGAGAGCCGAGACUCAACUUCAGUCGGUCCUGGAACGACUAUCGGGAGGGCUUCGGCGACCCGGCCAAGGAGUAUUGGAUCGGCAACAAAUGGCUGCACAGGCUGACGGCGGCGCGGCCCCUGACGCUGCGCGUGGACCUGUGGGACUGGGACGGCGAGCACGCCGUGGCGGAGUACGGCUCGUUCCACGUGGCGGACGAGGACGCCCUGUUCCGCCUGUCCGUGGCCGAGUACUCGGGCAACGCGACGGACGCGCUGGCGGCGCACAGCGGCAAGCCGUUCAGCACGUGGGACGCCAACCACGACUCGGCGCCCGCCUGCUGCCCGUGCGCGCCGGCCUACAGCGCGGGCUGGUGGUUCUACAGCUGCUUCGAAGCCAACCUGAACGGCGAGUUCCACACGCACCCCGAGGAGAACGAGUACUACAGGGGCAUCAUCUGGGAGGGCUGGCGGGGCGACUACUCGCUGAGGGCCGCCUCCAUGAUGGUGAGGGCCUCGGCCAGCACCAGCACCGCGGCCUGAAGCCAUGCUACGCUCGCAGUCGAUUUGAGAUGUGAGACAAAUGCUUGUUGAGAAAGAAAGAGAAAUAGAUAGCGAAUUAUA
This is a messenger RNA of Thrips palmi, 2334 nucleotides long. RefSeq lists its product as uncharacterized. Bases 1 to 2253 code for a protein of 750 amino acids. Lineage: Eukaryota; Metazoa; Arthropoda; Insecta; Thysanoptera; Thripidae. The transcript is spliced from 10 exons. The record is from RefSeq and is a predicted model, not a curated record.